Dinoponera quadriceps is the source of this 3946-nucleotide messenger RNA. RefSeq names its product structural maintenance of chromosomes protein 3 (gene SMC3). Gene Ontology annotation, biological process: mitotic sister chromatid cohesion. Lineage: Eukaryota; Metazoa; Arthropoda; Insecta; Hymenoptera; Formicidae. The transcript is spliced from 19 exons. Bases 165 to 3773 code for a protein of 1202 amino acids. Gene Ontology annotation, molecular function: ATP hydrolysis activity; ATP binding; cohesin loader activity. The record is from RefSeq and is a predicted model, not a curated record. Gene Ontology annotation, cellular component: chromosome.
UGGAAACUUUUGGCGGCUGUCAACCUGCGCCUUUUACAAAUGUCGCUCUGGCAACAAAUUGGAGGAAUGUUUUCGUUGUACUCCGUAAAAGAAAUCUUACUUUUCUCGAUUUUGCCUUCAAAUAACGUUAGUGCCAGCAUGUUCGUCUGAUUUUCUGCCGCAUCAUGUAUAUCAAACAGGUGAUUAUUCAGGGGUUUAAGUCCUAUCGUGAACAGACAGUUGUCGAGCCAUUUGAUCCAAGACAUAAUGUAGUAGUUGGCAGAAAUGGUUCUGGCAAGAGUAAUUUUUUUUAUGCCAUCCAAUUUGUCCUAAGCGAUGAAUUUUCCCAUCUUAGACCAGAGCAAAGACAGGCGCUGUUGCAUGAGGGAACAGGACCUCGUGUUAUAUCUGCCCACGUAGAAAUCAUAUUUGACAACUCCGAUGGCAGAUUACCAAUUGAUAAGGAUGAAGUAUACUUAAGAAGAGUGAUUGGUUCCAAGAAGGACCAAUAUUUUCUUAACAAAAAGAUAGUGACGAGGAAUGACGUAAUGAAUUUAUUGGAAUCGGCGGGAUUUUCUAGGUCCAAUCCUUAUUAUAUUGUGAAGCAAGGAAAGAUAAAUCAAAUGGCAACAGCUCCAGAUUCUCAAAGAUUGAAGUUAUUGCGAGAAGUUGCAGGUACUAGGGUGUACGACGAUAGGAGGGAAGAGUCGAAAUCGAUUUUGAAAGAAACAGAAGGCAAAUUGGAGAAGAUUGAGGAUUUUCUGCGAACGAUAGAGGAACGUUUGAAAACGCUUGAGGAAGAAAAGGAGGAGCUGAAAGAAUACCAACGCUGGGACAAACAACGUCGUUGCCUGGAGUAUACGAUCCAUGAGCGCGAACUCAAAGAGAAUAAGAGAAAAUUGGAGGAACUCGAGGAGUCCCGAGCAAAUAGCGGAGCUGAGCAAGCGAGACUGGGAGCGGAAGCAAAAACCGCGCAGGAGAAUGUACGUUCAGCUACGAAGCGCCUGAAAGAAUCGAAGAAGGAAGUGCAGAGCGCCAAGGAGGAAAGAGAUACUCUUAGCGCGGAGCAGCAACAACUGUUAAAAGAGAAGACCAAAUUGACUUUAACUAUCAACGAUUUAUUGGAGGAAGUAAAAGGUGAUAAUGACAGCAGGAAACGUGCUCAACAAGAGUUGGAAAAGCUGAAAGGCAAUAUCGCUCUUCGAGAAGAUGAGCUGAAAUCAAUUAAACCAGAGUACGAACGAAUGAAACGCGUCGAAGAGGAAUGUACGCGAGAAUUACAACUAAAGGAGCAGAAACGUAAAGAAUUGUAUGCUAAACAAGGCCGUGGCAGUCAGUUUACUACUAAAGAUGAAAGGGAUAAGUGGAUACAAAAUGAGCUUAGGCAACUUACGAAGCAGAUAAAGGAUAAAGAGGAGCAUCAGAAGAAGAUUAGCGAAGAUUUAAAACGCGACGCAGAGAAACAAGUAAUUUUGGAGAAAAAAAUAGGAGAUCAUACGCGCGAAAUGGAACGACAACGUACAUCGAUAGAUGACCAUAACAAGCAAUUUUAUGAGCUCACUAAAUCGAAGGAUCAAUGUCAAGCAAAUCGAAAAGAACAAUAUCGACAAGAGAGUGUACUGCAACUGAAUUUGUCUGGUCUAAAAGAAGAUCUGGCUAAAGCGGACCAGAGUCUGAGGUCCAUGGCUGGUAAACCUAUUUUGAACGGUAGAGAUAGUGUGCGCAAAGUAUUGGACACUUUUCGUACCCGGAAGGACAUGGCCCACGAAGUGAGCAGUUACUACGGGCCUGUAAUUGAGAACUUCAAUUGCGACAAGAGUGUUUAUAUGGCGGUAGAGGUAACGGCGGGAAAUCGAUUGUUCCAUCAUAUUGUGGAGACCGAUAAGUUCGGUACGAAAAUUUUGAAAGAGAUGAACAAUCAACGUUUGCCGGGUGAGGUAACCUUCAUGCCUCUGAAUAGACUUCACGUGAAGAAUAUCGAUUAUCCGCAAACCUCCGACGCUAUACCCAUGAUAUCCAAGCUAAAUUAUGAUCCGAAAUAUGACAAGGCGUUAAGAUAUAUAUUUGGAAAAACUUUAAUCUGUCGUAACUUGGAAGCGGCAACGAGCUUGGCGCGAACAUCCGGUCUGGACUGCGUUACAUUGGAGGGAGAUCAAGUUUCAUCCAAAGGCUCCUUGACUGGUGGAUAUUUCAAUACACUUAGGUCGCGUCUUGAGAUACAGAAAACAAGGUCGGAGUUGAUGUCUCAGAUUUCUACCCUCGAGACACAAUUAACGACACUUAAAGAGGAGAUCAGAAAGGCGGACCAAAACAUUAGUUCUUAUGUCAGCGAAAUGCAGAGGACCGAAACUAGAAAUAGUAAAGCUAAGGAUAUAUAUGACAAGAUGAAGGCGGAGAUACGUCUUAUGAAGGAGGAAUUAAGCGCGAUAGAAAGGUACCGGACGCCGAAGGAAAGAAGUCUUGCACAGUGUACAUCUAGUUUAGAAGCGAUGCGUGCGACUAAGGACGGCCUGGAGAGUGAAUUGCAUCAGGAACUCAUGGCGCAACUAUCCGUCGCGGAUCAGCAUCAGGUCGAUACUCUGAAUGACGACAUAAGGCGUCUAACGAAGGAGAACAAGGAAGCGUUCGCGAAGCGAAUGCAGUUGGAGGCGGAGAAGAAUAAGUUAGAAAAUUUAUUAACGAAUAACUUGGUGAGAAGGAAAGACGAGCUUGUUCAAGCUUUACAAGAGAUAUCGGUCGAGGAUCGCCAACGGCAGCUCGACUCAUCGAAGAUCCAACUGGCGGACAUAGAAAAGAGGCUGGUGAAAGUGAACGAAGACUUCAAAGCGCAGAAUGAAAAAGUAACAAGUGCAAUGAAGAAGCAAAAAGCGGAGUCUGCCGAUGUGGAGAAGUGGAAACUGAAAGAAAAGGAGGCGCAGGAGAAGAUAGAGGCCGAUGCGAAGGAUUUGGAGAAACUGGCGAGCAAAGUGAAUAUCCUGCAACAGAAGAUAGUGGAAUGUACGCAGAAGAUCACCGAACUCGGCGCGCUGCCUAGUCAUGAGGCUUAUUCUAAGUUUAGCACAAUGACCACGAAACAGCUUUUUAGAGAGAUGGAAAAGGCAAAUAACCAUUUGAAGAAAUACAGCCAUGUAAAUAAGAAAGCUCUGGAUCAGUUCAUGUCAUUUAGCGACCAAAAGGAGAAAUUAGUGAAACGGAAGGAGGAAUUGGACAGAGGCGACGAGAAAAUUAAAGAACUCAUGUCGGUGCUUGAGCAACGCAAGUGCGAAGCGAUACAAUUUACGUUUAAACAGGUGAGCAAGUAUUUCAGUGAUGUAUUUAACAAGCUCGUACCUUCGGGCCACGCACAAUUGGUCAUGAAAACUGCGGAUGGCGACGAGGAAGAUGACGGAACAGCUGAGCCAGCCGAUUCAGAUAGGUUUAUCGGCGUUGGCAUAAGAGUGUCGUUCACGGGACACAGGGCUGAAAUGCGAGAGAUGAACCAACUAUCCGGCGGACAGAAAUCGCUCGUAGCCCUGGCACUGAUAUUCGCGAUUCAGAAAUGCGAUCCUGCGCCGUUCUACUUGUUCGACGAGAUCGAUCAAGCUCUGGAUGCACAACACAGGAAAGCUGUGGCGGACAUGAUCCAUGAACUUAGCUCGGACGCCCAGUUCAUCACUACGACGUUCAGACCCGAAUUAUUGCAUCACGCGAACAAAUUUUACGGAGUAAAAUUCAGAAAUAAGGUUUCGCACGUUGAAUGCGUGACGCGAGAAGAAGCAGCCGAUUUCGUCGAAGACGACACGACGCACGGUUAAGGAAGAAUAUACUUCUUUUAUACAUAGCGUUUACAGAAAUCAAUAAUCGUUUACUUUUUCAAACGUGAAAUGAUUAUACAAAUCGGAUAAUUUUAUCACUUUAAUCCUCUGACGAUUUUUAAUCGUAGCUUUUUUUUUUUUAAUAUAUCAUGUACGAAAUCAUACGAGGAAAA